GGCCGAUCAGCGAAGAAAACUAUCAUGGUGAAAACAAGGACAAAUUCGCCUAUUAUCCGCACUUUGCGGUCUGGAAAUGGGAGAGGGAAAAACAUAGGAAAUAUAGAAGAGAAGGUCAGUUCUGACGGCGUUAUUAUCGCUUUUGUUGGUCAAAAAGAUAUGUAGACCGCGAUUAGUUUGCAGUCAGGUGCGUUGCACAUUCACAGACCCUGACACCAGGAAACUAUUCAGUUGACCUUGACUCUUAUCUUCAAAAGGUUCCAUCUAGCGAUGAAAGUGGACUGGAUUCAACACCUUUUCCAUCUAAGAGACGUCGUUUACGAAGCAGAGGGGCCUAUAAUGAUACUCACGAGUAUCCCAAUCUACCGGCCUGCACCGUUCCUUUGACGCGUUCGACUCGUCGAAAUGAAAGGUAAGCCCAAAUGUGUUAAACUUCUGUCUGUCUUGGAAUCUUUCUCCAGUACUUCAAGUAACUAAGCUCCAGGGAGGUUGAUGGCAAUGUUAUCUUUAUGAAAGCGGAAAUUUUCAAUGAUGUUAUCUUUCCAUUUAGCCUCUUAAAUGGACCUACUGUUCAUGUGGAAACCAGGAAUUCGCAAUCGCGUAAGCGAGGUAGGCAUGUGAGAGAUUUUUAUAUUUUAAGUUUCCGGUUCUCAAGUUGCCUUUCUGUAUUCAAAAACGUUUUAUUUGAUUUGAGGCAAUUCAGUUUCAAUCUUUUGCACCACAGGAAAGAGAGGAAGGCCUACGAAAUCUAUGCCACAGAAUGAUAGGAAGAAAACCAAAGGAACUAUCGUGUAUAAGACACGGCGAAGCGAUCGUAAACGGCGAAAGGUGUACGAGACCUUGAAUGUUAGUAUGCUAACAGAUCACCGUUACUUGACUGAAUUUGGGAAUUCGAAAUCCCCCAAGAAAGAAAUUGAAAGGAGCAGAUUCCUGCACGACGAAGAUAGCGAAUCUCAAACCGAGGGCGACGAGGUAAAAUAUUAAUAUUGCUUUGUUUUGUUUGAAAUUGGCGCCAUUUCCACCGCUUGGCGCCAAUCACAGAUAUCUCUACUUUUCACUUUCUGGGUAGUCUCCUGCCAAUAUUUGCUACGAAAGGACCUUUUUCUUCGCUAAAAUUACUGUAACCUAGUCACAUCCUUUUUGCAGAGGGCAAAAUUCUUCAAAUUAUUUACUAGUUACAAUUGUUGGGUAAAGAGCUGGGGAGAACUCUGUUUACCCACAAUUCCAAUCUUUAUCUUCUCUCAGCAGGUUUAGUGAAAUAGGUUGUCAGAAAAUGUAGCAUACCCUAUUGCAGGUCUCUAUGUGCUCAAAUUCUGUGUAAAAAUAUUUACCUCUCAGUUCAAUGCUUUGUCAAAUAAAAAAAAGUGUAAGAAAUCAGUACAAUUUUGCUGAUUUUUUGCUUGGUGUUUUUCCUUGUUAAUUAAAUUUUUUGAAUUUUCGACCCUUUUCUUUGGAGGACGUUUAAUGUAUGUGGGAUUUAUGAAAAGAUUGUUUUGAAGUUCAUGAGACAGCUUGCUUUUGAUUUUUGUUAUUGCAAUUGUUUUUGCAGUGAUAAAAGUAUUUUUGUGUAUGAUCCUGUCAGUGACAAAGUAGGAAUUUGAUUAUAAAACUAAGAGAGAGCUGUUUCUUCACUUCAUUACCACUAUAUUGGUGUCUGUGUAAAGAAAACCAGGGUGGCUUUUCCAUACAAAGCUUUGUGAAUGUAGAUGAAACAUGUCUCUGAAUGAAUUAUGCAUUUUAAAAAAUGCUAAGAUUUAAAACUUGGCAGACCUCUUUAUGUCAGACUUCCAUCUUACAUCAGAUUCUUGAUAUCACUGAUUUAAUUGUUUUAAGAGCGUGCCUCUUAAUGUGAAGUGCCUCAAAAUGUUCAAUGGAUCAUGUUUGUAUUUUCACUUUAUCAAACAUACUAUCUAUAGUUUAGUGUCUUAAUUUGAGUAUGGUUUUGUACUCUUUCUUCAAUCUAGGAUGUUGUUGGAACAACCAGCAUGUAUGACCUUAUAAAGAGAAAACAUGAUCAGACUCCAACACCAGAAAAAAGAUCAAGUAGAAAUAGAAGACAUGAUGAUCAGCAAGAGGAAAGUGACAAUGAUGAAGAUGAAGAAGAUGAUGAUGAUGAUGACGAAGAUGAGGAUGAUGAUGGUGAUGGAGAAGAUGAGGAAGGGGAGGAGGAGAAGGGUAUUAAAGGUUAUGAACUGAGAAAGAGACGAAUGAUUCCAAACCGAUACAUUGCACCUCCUUUGAAGUCCAAGGAAAGAGGUAAUUGUCUUUUCUUGAAACAAUGUGUGUGGAUGAUGCUGUAUUGUGGUCAUUUGACAAAAAGUUACAUGUAUACUAUAUGUUGUUCUGCAGUUAGUAAUGGAUGAAGUCAUUCAUGGUGUUCAAUGGCACCUAUAUGUCAUCUAACAAAACUUCACCCUGAUGUUUUGUUAUAUACAAGCCUUUGCUUUGUGAUUGUUGAUUGAAUGUGUUAUUGGACAUCUUUACAUAUCUACAAAGUACUCAGUCUUUUAACUGCUUCUGUUUUCAGGCAAGCGAAGAUUUCAUAUGAAUGUAGAGCCAAGAAAGAGAGGUAAAAAACCAUCACAGUAUGCAUCUCCAGUCAGAAGAGUCCGCAGACCCAAAAGAAAAGCUCAUCAUGUGAGCUCCUCUACUUCAUCUUCUGGUAAGUUGGAUCUCCUAACUCUUCUGUCUCUAGAUAAGUGACUCAGUCCUCUUUUGGCAUAAGGGAUAUAUUUGUUGACUUUUAAAGUGGGUAUAUCUGUAACUAUAACUUCUAACAGACUGAAUUGAAGCUAACUCCAAAAAGUAACUCAUCCCUUCCUAUCUAGGUGCUUUCUGAAAUUUAUUUGUAUCCUAAGAAAUGUGAUCUGCGAACCAGUUGAGUUCUUGUACCUUGCUUUGAUACAUACUUUUUUAUUUACAGUUUUGAUUACUUUUGAUUUUCUGUAUAUUAGAUAUAUUAUAGCCUGGGAGAAGACUUGAGAACUUUCAAUUGAUCAGGUGAAGGGGCAUGAUUCUCUAUUCCUGUCUCAUUCCAUGAAUGUAUAUCCCAAAGCAUUUUCUGUGUUUUUUUUCUAGAUGACUCAGACAAUGAAAAAGAUGAAAGAAAGUUUGAACGCAGGAAAGCUAAGAGCAUGGCAAAAGCCAGGGGUCGCUGUCUUCCAAUGAACUUUACCAUGGAAGAUACAGCUUCUGGAAUUUUCAAAGAAAGAGCAAGAAUUGGAUCUAGUUUAGCAGAUGUGGAUCCUAUGAACAUUGACCAAAAGGUUUGUAUUUAAAUGAGUAUUUGGAGAUUUUGGGGUUCCUUAUUGAUGAGAAUGUUUUUUAUUUAUUUCCUUUUAUUUGUGACAUAGGUCAUGUUUGAUGCAGUUGGUGGUCUUAGCAAGCAGAUAAGGGCUCUGAAAGAAAUGGUUUUGUUUCCUUUGGUGUACCCUGAAGUUUUUGAGAAGUUUAAGAUUGCUCCUCCAAGAGGUGUCUUAUUUCAUGGUCCACCAGGUUUGAAUGAGUUCAUUUUCUAUUUAAUAGGUUUGUGAGUUUCUAUCUGAUUCAGUUUUAGAUUAAAGUGAAUCUCUAAGACUGGUAACCUUGAUCUAUUUCAGGGACUGGAAAGACACUUGUUGCACGAGCCCUUGCUAACGAGUGUAGUCAAGGUGACAAAAAAGUUGCAUUUUUUAUGAGGAAGGGUGCAGACUGUCUUAGUAAAUGGGUUGGUGAAUCUGAAAGACAGCUGAGACUGUUGUUUGACCAGGUAAUAUAUUGCCUUGUUAGAAUUUCCAAGUUGGUUAUUUUUUCCCUCAUCAACCCACCUUCAAUUUUUUUUCUGGUUGCACUGUUUUACCUUAGUUAUGUUUCACACCCAUUAACUAUAUUUAUACUGGUUUUCAUACAGGCUUUUAGUAUGAGACCAGCCAUCAUAUUUUUUGAUGAGAUUGAUGGUUUGGCACCUGUACGCUCAAGUCGUCAAGACCAGAUUCAUAGCUCUAUUGUAUCAACUUUGUUAGCCCUGAUGGAUGGAUUAGACAGUAGAGGUGAAAUUGUGGUCAUUGGUGCAACCAACAGGAUUGAUGCUAUUGAUCCUGCACUGAGGCGUCCUGGCCGUUUUGACAGGGAAUUUCAGUUUGCUCUUCCUGAUAGGAAUGUAAGCUAUUUUUUAGUACUUUGAAAACAAUUUACUGUUUAAAAGUUAUGGGAAAAAUUUUUGUUGAACUACAAUUUCCUCGGUGAUGUUUGAAGACUUUUCAAUUGCUUCUUCUUAUUUAAAAUAAGUUUGUGAUGUUUCUCUCAUAGGCACGAAGAAGUAUCUUGACCAUUCAUACUCGUGACUGGGAACCUAAACUGUUGUCAUCUUUUGUAAGUGAGGUAGCAGAUCGCUGUGUUGGAUACUGUGGUGCUGAUAUCAAAGCUCUUUGUACGGAGGCUGCACUUUUUGCCUUGAGAAGACGGUAUCCACAGAUUUACAGCAGCACAAGAAAACUGCUAGUAGAUGUCAACUCCAUCGAAGUAACUGCUAAGGAUUUCCAAAAAGCAAUGACAGCCAUCAUCCCUGCCUCUCAGCGAUCUGUGGUUUCUCCUGCCAGAGCCCUCUCCCCCCUCAUGAAGCCACUUCUCAAAAAGACUUUGUCUCAAACAUUGGAGAUCCUUGAGAAAAUAUUUCCCCCUGCUCAUAUUAAGACAGGUACAGCACACAUGUGCUUACUUGAAAAUCAUGUUAUUGGCACUGUCAGGUAUCUUCCCAACACAGGACAAAUAAAUGAGGUUCUUUAUUACAAUAACAUGGAAAGAAGUCAAAAAAUGGUUAUGAGUGGAAAUAUAUUAGGGGUCAGGGCAAAGUUGGACAAUUUUAUCUUGAGUCAGGGGAAAGAGAGUAGAAACUCUCUAUAGCACCCUUCAAAAAUGCUUUGAAAGGAAUAAACAUGGCAUUCAGUUUAGGUAGCAUGAGUGUUGACUUUUCCCUUAGAUGUUCUUGAGCUGUGAGUUUGAGUUGAAGAUAGUUUUGUUUGUUUGUUUUCUUAUGAAUUCUUUGAUCCAGUGACUGAAAGUAGUCCCAGUAGCCUGAUGGGUAACCCCAGUUGUAGCAACAGCAGCAGCCGUCAUGAUCAGCGAGGCAGAACGGUUGCUGUUUUAAGUGACGAGGAAGCAAGCUCAGAUGAGGACUUGGGACCUCCAAUCUUCGAGUCUCUUCCUGGUUCAUCAAGAAGGGAGCGCUAUUUGCGAAGAGUACAGCAAAAUUCCAACAGUUUUGAGUCAAUGGAAGUCUCCCAUUCUUCUUUCUUCAGCAGGACAGAUGGCCAAAAUAAGGGAAUGUCAACUUAUCGACCCAGACUCCUAAUAUGUGGGAAUGAAGGCAUGGGCCAGUCAACACAUAUUGCCCCUGCACUACUUCAUGCAAUGGAGCACAUGACUGUGCACUGUUUGGAUUUACCAGCAUUAUAUGGAGUUGCUUCCAAGACACCUGAAGAAGCAUGUUCUCAGGUUUGGCCCUCAAUUUAUUUGUAGAAAUAAGCUUAGAAGAUGCAGUAACUUUCAGUAGAAAAAUUGAAUUUGAGUUUGACUUUAGUCAGUGUUAGGACUGACCUGGUUUACAGAUUUUGCAUAGCUUGAUUUGAAUACAAUUAUUGCUCAUUCUCCUUGAAAAGGUACUUGUCUUUAACAAGGUACUUCAGUUCCAAGAAUUUUCAGGUUUCCCACCCAGCUGAAUUAAGUAAUUUCUUCUUGUUUCAGCUGUUUUGUGAGGCACGUCGUACAUCACCAUGUAUAGUGUAUUCACCCCAUUUUGAUGCUUUGUGGAAUGCCACAGGAGACAGUCUGCAUGCUACAUUACUAUCACUGCUUCAGGAUCUCCCUCCAGGUGCUCCUCUGUUGUUUUUGGUUACUGCAGAUGACUGUUGGAGUAACCUUCCCUCCAUAAUGAAGGAACUGUUUUCAACAGAAACAGGACAGGUACUUAAUGCAUUAAUUAAUGGUGUGGCCUUUGCAGUUCUGUAACAUUUCAGACACAAUAGUUCUUGAAAACAGGCCAUAGAUAGGAGUGGUUGAUAUUUCUUUUGAGUAUAUACUAAAACAGAGGAUAGCAUUGAAGGCAUGUACUGAUUGGCUUUUCAAACUACAAAUCUCCUUUACUGUUCACUUACGAGCAAUACAUGUGGGAUUGCAUCUGAAAUACUGUAAUCUUUGCAGGAAUAAGUGAGUUUGCAUCAUCUUUUUAUGCUGUAUCAUCUUGCUGUUUUAAAUUAUACUAAAACAACUACCGGUUCUCACCUCAGUGUUGGUGGCAAGCAAUGGACAUUUGCCUUGCUGCUUUGAGGUUGAUACAGAUAUUGAAUGAUGAUUAUGUCAUCUUUUACAGUGACUGCUCUGAUUAAUUUUCAAGGUAUUCCAAGUUGCUGAUCUGUCCUCAGAUGAGAGGAGAGCUUUCUUUCACAGUCUGUUCCUUGAAGAUGCUAUUCUGCAACCCAAACCCAAGAGAUCAAGUAGGAAUAAUUCUAUACUACUGGUGCAACAGAGCUGUAUAAAGCAAUAUGGCUUUAUGUUUUGCAACCCUAUGGAUAUUCUUGAUUACACAAACUUUGCCUGAUUGGCUAUUACUAUUUUGGCCUUGCUCACAUUAACAGACAGGCCUAGUUGUUUUGAAAAUAAUUUUCAAGCGAUGAAGAUUAAUAAGAACAGUUUAAUUUGGUUAAUUCCUCUUAACCUUUAUUGACCUUUCUAUAUGUACUUCUAUAUGUAUUUCAUCAUUUUUGCAUGUUAACAUUUUUUACAAGGCCCGUGAAGAAAAAGAGUCACAGAUUAAUGUGGUGGAAAAAUGUCAUUAAUGUGAUUGCUAUAAGCAUAAUACUUUGUUGGACUUCUUAUCCAGCAGGAAAAGAUAAAAUAGUGGAAGUGUUACCAUUUGCUCCUACCCCACCCCCACCGCAGUUGUCAGAAGCUGAGCUACUGAAGGCUCGUCAAGAUGAGGAGAAUACCAUGAGGGAACUGCGCAUCUUCCUCAGAGAUGUUACCUCAAAGCUUUUACAAGAUCGAAGAUUCAAAGAGUUUACCAAACCAGUGGAUUUGAUGGAGGUAAGAGAAUCAUUGUAGAUUCUUCAAAUUGAAUCCCUGGUCUUGUGGAAGAGGUGGUCUACUUACUGAGCCAGUGUUGUAUGAUAGAAAAUGCAGCAACUGGCAAACAGUGAUGGUUCUUAACUCUUUCACUCACAAGAUCUCAGUAGUAAAUCUCCUUUGUGUCUUCAGUACAAUUCUUAUCAUGGUAGUUUGGCAAAUUUGGUAUUGGAUCAACUAGGUAGUAGUUCCAUAAUUGAUACAAUGUAUGUUUCUUUAUUCUUUUCAUUUACCUGCUGGAUAAUUUAUGGAUAUUGUAAACAAAAAAUUGUCUUGGUCACUCAUAGGAGUGAUAGGAUUAAGAGGCUUUCUGUAGCCAUGUGCUCAUAAUGUUGGCCAGAAGUCAGUGUUAAACAGUUGGAGGGCUUUGGCAAAAUAUCCCCUCUAUUUCCUCUAGUUAUUAAUAGUUCACUUUCCUCACAAAUAUUCAUUGACAUGGAUCAGCUGUGUUAAAAAAAAAAAUUCCUUUUUCAUUUUAAUGUAGCUUUGAUCUCUUUUCAGGUUCCUGAUUAUCUUGAGGUGAUUGAUGAACCAAUGGAUCUUGCAACAAUACUACAGAAAAUCAACUGUCAUCAGUAUAGUACUUGUGCACAGUACUUGGCAGAUAUUGAUUUGAUCACAAGUAAUGCUCUUAAGUACAACCCUGACCGUGAUCCAAUGGACAAGCUUAUCAGACAUAGGGCUUGUGAACUCAGUGAUGUGGCACACUCAGAAAUCAAAUCGCAACUGGAGCCAGAGUUUGAGAAGGUGAUGAAGUUGUAAAAAAAAUAACUUAAAAGUGGCUAUAGGAGGUUUACUUUAACACAUAGUCCUAAAUUAAUUAUUGCUGCUGAUGGAAAGUGCUAAUUUUUCUAUUCAUUUGUUUUUUUCAGACUUGUGAAGAAAUCAUAGCAGCAAGGGAAAGAAGGGGUAAGAAUUGAGUUGAGAUCAUAUUAAUUGGUUUUUUUUUAUAUAGUAGUUAGUAACACUAAUGUUUUGUCUCUUAGUUAUAAGUAGUUGUAAGCUGGACAUGAUAGCAAUGGUUAUCUCUAGCAUAUAAUUACUAGCCUGUGGCUCGUGUUUGCUGAAAAGUGAUCACCUAUUUUGUCAAGAUUUUAGCCGAGAUCUGCAUCUUGUACCAUGCACUCACAAUGUCUCUAUACACACAAUUGCUCUUGAAUGUACUUUGUAUUUCAGAGAUAAAGAUAAGUUUCAUACCAGAUAGAGCUUGUUUAAGUUUGCCGACAAUUACCUUGAAGAACCGCUCUCCUUGGUUAAGUACAGCCAUGCAAUGAUAAGGAAUAUAUCAGUAUUAUCCAGGGUGCUUAAUUGUGCACAUAUACUUUUUUUUCUUCAAAAAAGGAAGGGAUUUAUUUAAGUUGCAAGGAGUUUGGUGUAAAGAAAAUUUUUGUCUCUGAUGAGAGUUUGUUACUGACACUUUAUGAUCACAGUACGUUGUAGGAAGAUCAUUGGCAAGGAAGAGCGAGACAGGCAAUGUGUCAGGAGAAAAGCCUCUGAUGGUUGUAUUUAUUUUUCCCCAGGUGACAAAUCAACUGCUGCUGCUCCUGCAUUUGUGUUCACUGUUCCACUGAAACAACAAACAGCAACUGAGGUGACAGCGUCAACACCGCUUCAAGAUCAAGUAGAGAAAGCGGCAUUGGGUGUCUCUGAUAUAACCUUUGUAUCUGAAUCCCAGUCACAAAGUAAUGGCACAAGGCAGAAGAAAAAGCCAAGAAGAAAGAAAGCACCAAUCUAUUGGGGGAAAAAGCCAAGUAGAAGGAAACUAGAUGUAAAGCAAAAAUUAGACUCAGAGAUUGAUCAGGUUACUCAGGAGUUUCUGGUUGAAGUGAAUGGGGAACAAGCAGAGGUCAGUGGUGAAGCUUUUCCUGAUGACUCUGGAGAUAGAUCAACCAAUGAGGAAACUGAAAAAGAUCCUGGGGUGAUCUCUGAUAAAGAAGGUGAUGUAGCAAACCAUCAAGAAGAUGAUGAUGAGGAGGAGGAGGAAGAGGAAGAUGAUGUUGAAUUGAUGGAGAAUGGGGUUGCACCCAUUGAUGGAGAUGUGGUUUUGUUACAUCCAGAGAAUCUCACUGCGGAAAUUAAAAGUGGUAAGGUGAACUCAGGGUCUGUUCUUCAAAACAAUUUGGUAGUGCCCAGAAGACCUAUUGGAAAUCAUGAUUUAUCAGGAACAUUGUCCAGUUUGCAAAAUGGGGUCACCUCAGAUGUUUGCUCAGAAGAUAUUGCAUCGGAAAGUGAAUGUGACAAGGAACCUCAAGGUGAGAAUGCACUAACCCUUUCACUCCCAAGAUCUCAAAAGAAAUUCUCACCACUGUCUGCCAUGCAAUUCUUUUGAUGUUCCUUUGGAGAAUUUGGUAUUGGAUCAACACAUAUUCCCCUAAUGGAAAUUUUGGUCUAUUUCAUUACUUGUCUCCUGAUGUUGUAUCAAUAUUGUGAGAAAUCUCUGUUGGUCACUCAUGGGAGUUCAAGGGUUAAGGCUAUGUAUGACUAGAAUAGUGUGUACAUCAAAGGGAAAAAAUGCAGUUAUAUAUUAAGUCAGGUACUACCCCUGUAAAGCAAAAUCUUGCAAACAACGAUUCUGACAGGGUUAUGAGAGAAUAUGCACUAAAGCCAAAUAUGGGAGCUAUCUUGGUUUCACAAACAAGUGGAAUUAUCUGUAGACUGCUUUGAUGGGAUGCAAAUGCACCAUAAUUUUGCCCCUCCCCUCUGUUGACAGCAGAUUUAUACCUCUGGUUAAAGAGAGGCAUUGUGAUUGAAAGGUUUCUUGUCCAAGAACAUCAGAUCUUGUCUCUCCUACCUGUGCAUUACACUUAAAUGUUCAAGUAGUGGAUGUGAUUUGUGUAGCAUUAGUGGAGGUUAAGGUUAUUCUGGUUUUCCCAACCACAAGAUACCUAACUUAACCCAUAUUGGCCCUAUUGUGGAGUACAUUUGUACCAUUUGGUAUGGAAAGUGAAAAAACUCUGGUACUUUAGAGCUUUCAGGCCCCUUAGGAUUCCCAAAUAGUUUGAAUUUUAAGUGUUUUUCCUUUUUUGAUUAUAUGUGAAGACUCUUCCAAUAAUCCUCAAGAAAACAAACAGAACAAAUCUGCAGGCUGCACUUCCUGGGGUAGUACUGCACUCAAUGAAGACGUCAUAGAGAAACUAGAAACUCUCCUGAAUUUGCUAGUUGAUGCAACUAAGGGGGCAUCUAUCGAAAUGCUAGAGAGAUAUCACAGUUCUCUUCAGUGCUGUAUCCACAAGCAGAGACACAAUCAUGAUAAAGGAGAGCUUCUGAAGGUGUGUUAACUUGAAUGUAAGGGGUUGGAAUGAUUUCAGCUGGUUUACUAUAAAGAAACUGCUGACUGACAUCAAAUGGUAAAUUUGGAUUUUCAGUUGUUGUAGGGUUUUGUGGGAAGAAGUGGCAAUGCUAUCCAACAUGGCAGUCUCCCUUUUUUUUUUGAUGAUGAUUUGAAAAGGGAAAGACUCCUUACUCAAAAGUAUUACGUCAUGCAACUUCCGAACUUUUAACAGUGUUCAACCAAAGCAUUGGUAGCUGGAAAGUGGUCAAGCUUUGAGGAUUCAAUGGCUACUCUAGUUAUCAAGGAGAAAUAUUUUGGCAAAAAAAAUUUGGGGGGUUAGUGGCACUUUAAUCAUAAUUUUUGGUGUUCUUUGAUAAGAACAGUAUCCAAAAACACAUUUUACCGUGCCAUCCACUUCCAUCACACCAAAGUCCCCAGAACUUUGAUCAAGGAAUGGUAAUCUGACAUUUCCCCAAAAUGCCCAAGGCUUCAUGAUAGGAACUUUCUCAACACACCUCUUUGCAAACCAGACAGUGGGUGUUCUUUUUUUUAUGAUUUAUCUUAUUAAUUCCUGUGAAGCCUACCCAAAGGAGUUCCAGGCUUUGCCCAAGAGUGAGUAGGCUGCCAUUGACUGUUAUUCUUUAAAUUUUUUUUUCAGGAUUUGGAACUGAUGAUUAAAGGCUAUGGACGAUCUUCAAGAACUGUUUGCUCAUUUCAAAAGUGAUCCUCAACGAUUAGCUUGUAACAUAGUCUCAUUACUUUCAAAAGUAGAACCCCACUAACUUAAACUGUUCAGAAAAAGGAAUACAGUGCAAGACCAAAGUGUUCAAGUUAGUAAAUUGUAAGCAACUAAAAACCCUCCUCCAGAAAUGUGGCUCUAAGAUUACUUUAACAGACAGUUCCAGUUAGUGAGGUUCUACUCUAGUUAAUAUUUGGAUCAUUAAUUUAUUAACAAUUAAUUUAUUUUGAAUUGCUCUUUUCUGUGAAAAUAAUAAUAACCCUAACCCUAACCCUAAGCAAUUACUGGUUUCAGGAAUAGCUUUUUAUUGCAGUCAUAUGUUAACUGUUAAAACAAACUAUCAAUUAAUUCGCUGAUCACCAUUUUCUGAGGAGGAGUGGAGAGGGAGGGGAAGUUCAAAUUAGGGUAAUAUAUAUUUUUGAAAACAAAGAACUUAUUUUAAAUGGUACAAAAGUGUAACAUUCUUGUAUUACCAUUCACUGCAUUCGUAAAUAGUUGCACUGAGUUAAAAUGAGGUCAUGUCAUCCUUUAAUAAAUAAACUAUCAAUGAUGGAAAAGCUUAAAAAAUAAUAAUAAAUGAAGAUUUCCCAGGACAGAGAUUCUGUAUUUUCCAUUACUUAU
Molecule: messenger RNA, 11729 nt
Organism: Pocillopora meandrina
Lineage: Eukaryota; Metazoa; Cnidaria; Anthozoa; Scleractinia; Pocilloporidae
Source: the annotation of a GenBank genome assembly